Molecule: messenger RNA, 1380 nt
Organism: Ochlerotatus camptorhynchus
Lineage: Eukaryota; Metazoa; Arthropoda; Insecta; Diptera; Culicidae
Exons: 3
Coding region: 1-1380 (459 amino acids)
Cellular component (GO): nucleus
Molecular function (GO): DNA binding
Source: RefSeq, a predicted model, not a curated record
AUGUCCGUGUAUGGAGCUUCUGCGAAGUAUCAGAUUCCACGAAGUACUCUCAUCCGGCGGAUCGCCUCACCAGAUGUGCCCAAGAAGAUGGGACCGAAAUCUACUGUUUUCACGCUUGAGCAAGAACAGGAACUUGUUCGGCACCUGCAUGAUCUGGAAUCGCGGUUCUACGGAAUUAAUAUGACGGACGUGCAGAAGCUCGCGUAUGAGUUGGCGGAAAAGAAUGGGAUACCCCAUUCGUUCAACAGAAAGAAGCAGCUAGCGGGACGAGACUGGCUUCACGGAUUUUUAAAGCGGAAUCCAACUCUAUCCUUCCGCAAACCGGAAGCGACAUCUACGGCACGUGCCAGAGGGUUCAAUAAACCCUCUGUGAAUGCUUUUUUUGAUAUGCUGGAAGCAACAUUGACCGACAAAGGGUUCCCGCCUUCGCGUAUAUACAACGCAGAUGAAACCGGGAUCAGUACCGUCCCUCCCAAGAAACAGAAAAUAGCAGCAAAAAAGGGGAAGAAGCAGGUGGGUUCCAUCACGUCGGCAGAUAGAGGAGACACGACAUCAGUAGUUAUGUGCAUGUCUGCGGCUGGUCAUCACCUGCCACCCUACGUUAUAUUUGCUAGGGCACGGAUGCACGAAUCGUUAAAAAAGGGAGCGCCAAGUGGAACCAAGUUCUCUUGUAACCCUUCUGGAUACAUGACCGCAGAUAUCUUCCUGGAUUGGUUUGAGCACUUCCUGGAAAAUGUGCACCCAACUGUGAGCAAUCCCGUUCUUUUGAUCAUAGACGGUCAUAGUUCGCAUACGAAGAACUUGGCGUUCGCAGAAAGAGCUCGAGCGAAUUUUGUAACAGUGUUGGUUUUACCACCACACUGCAGCAAUAAAAUGCAGCCACUCGACAUCUCUUUCAUGGGGCCGUUUAAAAUCCACUACGCGAGUGCAGCAGAAGCCUUCAUGCGGAAAUAUCCGGGACGUAACAUCGGUCAAUAUGACGUAGCCGAAUUGAUGGGCACUGCGUUUGUAAAAGCCGCCACUACAAGCGUGGCCAUCAACGGUUUCAAAAAGUCCGGAAUAUGGCCGGCAGAUCGAACAGUAUUUCCAGACGAAGCCUUCGCGCCAUCCGAAGUGACCGACCAGCCUGAAGCAACUGAUUCAACGGAUGUGCAACAUUGUGGUACGCCUAUGCAAAACUCGGCUAUCGUCGUGUUGAACGACUCGGCCGAAGAACAACCAUAUACAGUUGGUACUUCUUCAGGUAAUCCCGAAAACAGAAAUAACGCCCUGAGUCAAGUUUCUGAAACUCCUCCGAAAUCUUCGUUCGAGGUGUCACCGUCGCAGAUUCGUCCGCUACCAAAAAUGGCAACAGUAACUGGUUUGGACCUCGAGAUAUAG